GGACCAAUUAUUAUCUUCAUCGCAAUCGUAGAAAAAAAAUUAAAUUAAAAGCUUCUUUAAUUGUGAUCUUUGUAAACGAAAUUGAAUAGUUCAAAAACUAUUUAUCCCAAAGUUGGUUAAUUAAUAAUUAUAUUCAACUCUGAACUACACAGUGUUGUACACGUGUACACCGCGGUUGCAAAUAAAAUACAAUCUAGUGAAUCUACCAACCGUCUUGUACACGAGCUCAACCGUGACUUAAGAAGUUAAGGUAUAAGAUAUUUACACAUAUAUUAUCUUAAUUCAUGAUUUAUCAUGACUUUGAGCAAUAAAACCACGAUUAAAAAAGAAAGAAAGAUUAUAUUUUUAAUUGUGAACAAAACACAUAAUCUUAUUUCUUAAUAUGACUUUAGACCGCGGCUGUGGCAGUGUUAGUGUGGUGUACUAAAUACUGAUGUUCAUUGUUCAAUACCAUUAACCACGUAUAACUAAUUCCUUAUAAUCAAAUUAUAUUAUCUUACUGUGACACGGACGGAACGAAGUUACUAUUUUAUUUUAAACGAUUUUUAGAAGGUAUCAGCUAUCUUGUAUUCUUGUGGAAUGUGGAUCAGAGUGAUCAGACCAUAGAAAAAAGAUUCAGACUGAUCAGACUUCAGAGUGUCAGACUACUCUGACUUCUGAGAUCUAGCUGAUCUAUAUUCUAUUCACACGUCAUUUCUAUAGGUUCAUAUUUUCUUAUUCCUGGUAUUCGUCCUUUUUUCGGGUUAUUACUCUGUAGACUAAAGUUUUAACUCUUUUUUAGAUGCACUGAGUUAUCAAAUGUAUUUUCCAGAAGCACUUUAUAGCUGCUUUAUGACUACAAGAUUCAAACAUCAAUUAAUGUUUUGUAUUUCAUUGUAGUAACAUUGUUUGUAUAAAUAUUAUUUAUUAUAGAAACUACCUAUUAUUAUUUAUUCUAAACUAAUUUUUAUAAUUCUGAUACUUCCAUUAAAAAUUUCAUUGUUAAAAUAUAAGUUUGAUAUGUGGGUGUCUACUAAUGAAACUUUUAAUAAUGCUCCAAUGCUUUUUCAAUUCAGUCAAAAAAAUAAUUUUUGUAUUUUUAAUUUUACCAACAUGAAACAAUUAUACUCAAAAGAAAUACACGAAUCUUUAUUUUCUUCAAUAUACUCGUCAGCCAAUAAAAUUGAAGUUGAUGUUAAAAACGUUAUUGAAUAUAUGAAAAAAAUUGGAGAGAUGAAAAAUGUAAAUUAUAAUUUUUAUCAAGACAAUUUAUCUAUUAAAGCAGAUUUAAUAAUAACACUAUCUGAAGGAUUUCCUCCAUUUAAAUUGGAAUUGGAAUUGGAACUAAAAGAUGAAAAUAUUUUUUAUUCCAAAUUGACUUGCCCAUUAUUGAAAAUAAUAAAACAAUUAAAACAAAAUCAAGAAGAUCUAUUUGAUAUUAUAAAAAAAAAAGAUUUGGAAAUUUCGGAAUACAAAUUAGUAGGAGGCAAUAUUUCAAACGAAAAUAUUAAGACAGAAAUUUUUGAAAAAGAUAAUUUUUUUAUGAAUUCAUUGCAAAAUCAUAAAGAUUUAGUUGAGGAGAUUCCAUAUUUGUAUGAAGUAUAUUCAUCUUUAAUUGAACAGUAUAACAUCAUAAGACAUCCUGAUGUAAAUAAAGAAUCAAAUAGCAUAUCAACUAAAGAGGAAAAUCAAAAAAUUCAAACAAAAAGUAUAAUAAAUAAUAGUAUAGAUCAUAAAACUAUAAAAAGUUCAACUACAAUGGAAAUAACCAAUACAUCAAUUAAUGUUAAAAAGCGUAAAAAUUCUUCAUUGUUAAAAAGUCUUUGAAAUUAUUAUUAUUAUUUAAUAAUAAAACACACAAUAUUAUAA
This is a messenger RNA of Aphis gossypii (cotton aphid), 1848 nucleotides long. RefSeq lists its product as uncharacterized. Gene Ontology annotation, biological process: double-strand break repair via nonhomologous end joining. The transcript is spliced from 5 exons. Gene Ontology annotation, cellular component: DNA ligase IV complex; nucleus. Lineage: Eukaryota; Metazoa; Arthropoda; Insecta; Hemiptera; Aphididae. The coding region runs from base 1000 to 1806 and encodes 268 amino acids. Gene Ontology annotation, molecular function: DNA end binding. The record is from RefSeq and is a predicted model, not a curated record.